Messenger RNA from Colletotrichum godetiae, 847 nucleotides. RefSeq lists its product as uncharacterized. Lineage: Eukaryota; Fungi; Ascomycota; Sordariomycetes; Glomerellales; Glomerellaceae. Bases 145 to 774 code for a protein of 209 amino acids. The record is from RefSeq and is a predicted model, not a curated record. The transcript has a single exon.
GACUGGAUAUCCGCAAAGGAAUAGAGCAAGUGCGUCACCUUGUCUGCGGGAAUGUCUGCCGGUUGAUAGUUCGCCCCGUAGACGCCCCUGAAGCAAACAAUUAGCACGGGAUACCUUGGAUUCCUCCAGAGGUAGGUGGAUUCCAUGAAAACGUACCAAUUUGUAAAGUACAAGACAUUCCUGUAUCCCGAUGCCGGGGUGCCGGUGCCGGUGGCAGGCGGAGACACGACGCCCGUGCUGGACACCCGUACUGUCGAUAGGGAGGAUGGGGUAGCGGCAGCUGAAGAAGCCGCCGCCGAUGUUCUCACUGACGAGGAAACGACGGGUACCCCCGCCGAGGUCGUCGGGGAAGCAAGGCGAGAGGAAGUGAGAAAGGAGGAGGAGACGGUGAUGGCCGUCCCCGAGGGUGAAGGAAGUGACACCGCGGGCGGACUUGUCGGCACGGCCGUCGUCCCCGCCGCCUGGGAGGUGGGUAUCGUGACUUGGGUGGUGGACACCACCGUCCCCGGCUUCCCGCACGUCGGGCGUACCGAGCGGCGCUCGUUUACUGGCACCGCGCCGGCGACGGAAGCCAGAGCGGCAAGGAGAGGUAGGAGGAGCGUUGAUCCGAUCAUGAUGGGCAAAACAGCUUCAGCACACGGUGAAUGGAGAAGGCUGGUUUCUACCUUGUUGAUCGACAGGGGGAAGUGUAGGAAAGGGAGGAGCAAGUCAGAACGGUUUGGUGCGAAGAUGAGAGGCUCUUCUUAUUGUUUCUUGUUUCGUCGUGGUACUUGAGCCCUCCGUCCCCCUUCGACUGUUCAAAGAGGGGGGUCCGACGACGGAGGGGCAUGGCGUGGAUGCUUCAUGG